Molecule: messenger RNA, 4167 nt
Organism: Notothenia coriiceps (black rockcod)
Lineage: Eukaryota; Metazoa; Chordata; Actinopteri; Perciformes; Nototheniidae
Gene: igf1ra
Product: insulin-like growth factor 1a receptor
Exons: 8
Coding region: 973-3006 (677 amino acids)
Biological process (GO): multicellular organism development; glucose homeostasis; regulation of JNK cascade
Cellular component (GO): insulin receptor complex; axon; plasma membrane
Molecular function (GO): insulin receptor substrate binding; ATP binding; insulin receptor activity
Source: RefSeq, a predicted model, not a curated record
UUCCACGGAGGAGCAGAGACACAGCCUGCGUUCACCGAGGGCGAGGAUUUCAGCCCCUGAUAUACACGCUACGGGAGUUUUUGUUUUCUCUCCUUUAUGAGGAUAAAGGCGACACACGAAACACUCGUAAAGGGCAACUCCUUGUGGACACAUUCUCCCUCCCACCCCAGCCGAGGUCGUCUAGCUGAAGAGCUGGAGAGCCAUUCUCCUGCGUGGCACAAGUCUGCUGUUUUCUUUCAGCUGCAAAUCCCGAUUGACGGCGGAAAUAAGUCCGACCCGAGGAGCAGGAAAAUUGGUUUAAAAAGCGACUUCUCACCGCGAGCCAGGACUGCUUGGUGGCGAUAGAGACCUUGUGCUGGUUGAAUGGCAUAAGCAAAAAAAGGUUUUUCAUUCAUUUUCCAACCUCGCAGCCACCACCCCUGUGGAUCUGGACGUGUUUUCUGUCCCAUACCUCCCCUCACACACUCAAUCACACGGGGGAUUAUUGAGAGCGACACUGGCGUAAAUGUAUUAUGGUGUUAAAGGCUGCCAAUAAUAACAUUUAGCCUGGCAUUUUGAAAUUGUUAUUACCAGGCCUGAUCGCACUGUACGCGCACUGCUGUUUUCAAGAGAUGGAGACUGAAGAUGGGGAUUACCAUCAUUUAUCCAGGAAAAUCACUGGCGUGUGUGCCAUACCAGCCGACGUCAAAGUGCCCUGUGACUGGCAAAAAUAGCAGACUGUUUUAGUAUUUUUUUUCUCCAUAGGAAUUCCCUGUCAUAACGUGGUGUACACAUUUAUUUAUAUAUAUCUUUUAGAGCAAAUCCUGGAAGCCACGCAUUUGCAGGCUACCACGGUGUAGCCUUUUUGGGCUACAAACAUUUAUUGCUCCUCUUUUUCAUUUUUUUUUUUUUAAAGAAGCCAACGUGUACAACCUUCUUUAUUGUAUUUUAUUUUUUAUCCCUGCAUUUUUUAUUUUUUUUGAGGGGUGAAUAAUGUUAAGGAACAUGAGAUCUGACACACUGAUGGGUAGCCCGACCUUGUUUUGGGGUCUGAUGCUGUCUGUGUCCACUAUCUGCAUCUGGUCCACACAUGGAGAGAUUUGUGGUCCGAGCAUCGACAUCCGGAAUGACAUCAGCGAGUUCAAGCGUCUGGAGAACUGCACGGUGGUGGAGGGCUACCUGCAGAUCCUCCUCAUCAACGACAAGACCAACAACAUCAACCAGGAGGUCUUCCGCUCCCUGAGCUUCCCAAAGCUGACCGUCAUCACCGACUACCUGCUGCUGUUUCGCGUCUCGGGCCUGGACAGCCUCAGCAUUCUCUUCCCCAACCUGAGUGUAAUCCGCGGGCGAAAUCUCUUCUACGACUACUCCCUGGUGAUUUACGAGAUGACCAGCCUGAAGGACAUCGGCCUGUACAAUCUGAGGAACAUCACCCGGGGAGCCGUGCGGAUUGAGAAGAACCCUGAGCUCUGCUACCUGAACUCUGUGGACUGGUCCCUUAUUAUGAAUGCUAGGUUGAACAACGUUAUAAAUGGAAAUAAGAAGGCAAAGGAAUGUGACAAUGUCUGCCCUGGCAUCAUGGAGGAUAACCCUCUUUGUCAGAGGACGUCGUUUAAUGACAACUACGACUACCGCUGUUGGACCUCCACGCAGUGCCAGAAAGUAUGCCCGGAGAACUGCAAGCUGUCGUGCACAGACAGGGGGGAGUGUUGCCACAGCCAGUGCCUCGGCAGCUGCACUGAACCCAACAACGACACGGCCUGCUCCGGCUGCCUCCACUACUUUCACGAGGAUCACUGCGUGCCGGACUGUCCCCCAGACACUUAUAAGUUUGAGGGCUGGCGCUGCAUCAGCAUGGACUUUUGCUCCGGAGUGCACCUGACCGGAGACCCUCACUUUGUCAUCCACGGGGGAGAAUGUACGCCUGACUGCCCCUCUGGCUUCACCCGCAACGAGACUAAUCGAAUGUUAUGCAAUGCCUGCAAUGGCCCGUGUGAUAAGCCCUGCACAUCCCCCGUCAUCGACUCUGUGGAUGCUGCUCAGUCUCUGAAGGACUGCACCGUCAUCGAAGGCAACCUGGACAUCAACAUCCGACGUGGAAUUUUUGUCAACAGGAAUAGUGACAGAUUGGGAAAUGGAGUCCUUUAUGCGUCUGUCAACCCUGAGUACUUCAGUGCUGAGAUGUACGUCCCCGAUGAGUGGGAGGUGGCCAGGGAGAAGAUCACAAUGCACAAAGAGCUGGGCCAGGGCUCCUUCGGCAUGGUGUACGAAGGCCUCGCCAAGGGAGUGGUCAAAGACGAUCCAGAGACACGAGUCGCCAUCAAAACGGUCAACGAGACAGCCAGCAUGAGAGAGCGCAUCGAGUUUUUAAACGAAGCCUCUGUCAUGAAGGAGUUCAACUGUCACCAUGUGCUCAAUACUGAACUGCAAGAUGAAAGCCUUAAAACAUACCAUGCAUGUAUAUUACUGACCCUUUUUAUAUUGUUGUACCUCACUUGCAGGUUUGAGUUGAUGAGGAUGUGCUGGCAGUAUAACCCCAAGAUGCGUCCGUCCUUCCUGGAAAUCAUCAACAGCAUCAAAGAGGACCUGGAGCCUCCCUUCAGGGAAAUGAGCUUCUUCUUCAGCGAGGAGAACAAGCCGCCGGACACCGAGGAGCUGGACAUGGCGGUAGAAAACAUGGAGAACAUUCCACUGGACCCUGUUUCCACCAGGCAGCCCUGUGCUGCUGCCGCCCCCUCGUCGGGGGGGACGGGAGGGACGCCACCCCCCUCUACCCAGCAGUUAUCCCCAAUGCAAGGCCCAAGUACUCCGCUCCUGGGAGCCGUGUCUCCUUCCCCCCCGGGGCCAGGGGCCUCAGCCUUGGCGUCUCCAGGCCAGGCCUUGGACAAGCACUCAGGACUUGUAUCGGCCAACGGACCCGUGGUGGUCCUUCGGCCUAACUUUGACGAGUUGCAACCCUAUGCACACAUGAAUGGGGGCAGAAAGAACGAGCGGGCGUUACCACUGCCCCAGUCGUCGGCCUGCUGAUAUCAGACCAGCUCCCCCCCCCCCCCCCCCCCUCCCCCUCUUACACAGGGUAACACAAGCCUCUCAUCCAUUUCUCUAGGAGAUAUGGAUGAGCUACUGUGUGCCAGUAGAUGAUCUCUCCAAUCCUUUAAGGUCAAACAUAAACCAUAAAAACAUUGAAUGAGUACAGAAACCUGCAAAAGCAUUUGGAGUUUGGUGUGUCAGACUCGACACUGGGGUACUCCUUCCUGUGCCGCCUGUAUGUCGGUCCUUCAAGAAGGAACCACUGCAGGCAUGUGUCCUGACAGAUUUAGAGAUGAACUUAAAGACAACCUUUUUUUAGCAUAUCUGCCAGCAAAUCCAACAGAAGAGCACUUUUUUCCUGAUGAUUUCAGAGAGGAUAUUGUGGAUAUCAGAGAGUGUAUUUAUACAAAACACGCGUUUCUCUCUAUUAUAUGGCAAAGCUCCAUUUCUAAAUGACUUUCCAUCAAAAUGACUUUUGUUUGCAUGAGCAGACCGGCUCAUGUGAUGUGAGGAUGCCUCAAUUAGACAGUUUUGACUAAGAUCAUUGUUUCAUUUUCUUAUGAUAUGUCUAUGAUCCCAUCAGAAGCGGGUCAAAAUGGAAGAGGAGGGCCUGUUGUGUAUCUUCCAAACUAUUGCCAAAUCAAUUUUACUUCCUUUCUUCGGUUUCAUAUAGGUCUCCUUUCUGGUUUAAGGCUGUGAUUCAGAGUUGAGAUAAUAUUGUCUAGAAAAAACCCAACAUUUGUUGGUGGUAUUCAGACCUGAUCUUUGAGACUAGCUGAUCCUGGAGCAGCAGUCUGUGUGUCUUAUCCCUGGACAGAGGACAGUGUUAGCCUUAUGAUACUUGGGAAACUUGGGAAAAAAACUGACAUGUUGACAAGUGAAUUGUUUACACAUGGAGAGACCAGCAUACAAGCAGGACUGUUGCAUAGAGGAUUAGAAAUGCAAGCACAGUCUUUAAAGAUAUGUUUUUCUAAUCAAUUAAAGGUCCCCUAUUAUACUCUUUUUCCACAAUAUAUUAUGGGUCUCAGAUAUAUAUACAAAACAUGUCUCUGAAGGGUUUGGCUCUAAAUCCCUAUGAGAUCCUGCAUUGUAGCAUCCCAUAAUCCCCUCUGUUUCAAAAGUGCUGAUUCUGUGUCUGUAGCUUUAAAUGUGCAUGAG